Molecule: messenger RNA, 1614 nt
Organism: Fusarium keratoplasticum
Lineage: Eukaryota; Fungi; Ascomycota; Sordariomycetes; Hypocreales; Nectriaceae
Exons: 1
Coding region: 1-1614 (537 amino acids)
Source: RefSeq, a predicted model, not a curated record
AUGCCUUCUUUCAACCAAUUCUUUGCCGCUCUUUUGCUUUGUGCUGUCCGGAACAGCACUGCGGCUCCUGCUUGCAAGCCGCGUCCCAAGGAUGUCACGUCAAAGUCUGCUGGUUUCGGACCUGGCGAGUUCUUUGAGUGGCCUGUUGCUACUGCCGAUCCCGACACGUUCAUUCGAGAGCCGGUAGCUACUGCCAGCUUUGUUGAGGAGCCCGUGGCUACUACUGAUGCCAGCACUUUUGUUCCCAUUCCUGUGGUCUCCACUGAUCCAAGCACAUUGGCCCCGGAGCCUGUAGCCUCUGAGGCGCCAACCACUCCGUCCUCAAAGCCCGAGGCGACCGCGAAUCCGAGUAUUUCUAGCACCAAGCCAGCUGCUACUGGAGGUUCGGGGGAUAGCAACAACAGUUCGGAGCCAGCCACGUUUGAGGCCAACCCCAACGUCGGAAGUGGAGGAAGUGACUUCCAGGACUCUGCUCGCUUCCGUAUCUAUGGAGCAAGCUCUUCUGAAGCUGAGGAGGCCCUAGCCAUGCUCGAGGGUGCUUACGACUGCUUCAUCGGCAAGCUUGGCUGGAGAUCAUCUGGUCUAACCUUUUACGACAACGACGAUACUUACUACAAGACCAACUUUUACACCGUCAACUCUCUGGACGGUGGGGCCGCGGGACUUCAGCACUCUGAUAUGGAAGCUGGAUUCGGCUAUGUUGAGGUCCUCCAAGAAUAUCUCACGAACCCUCAAAUCACAGUCCAUGAAUACGGUCACGUCGUCCACUUUCACCAACGAACGUGGGUUAACCAGGCCAACACGGGGGCUUGGUGGGAAACCGUCGCAAACUGGUUCUCGGACACGUACAAGACAUCUGAUAUCUGUGCCGAGGCCCGAGAGAAACACGGUCAAUCUACUUCACCUACGGAAAUCGACUUGCAAAAGGUCAUUGGGGAUUCGUUUCAGGUUAUCGUCGAUGGGUCUACGGAUAGUGGGAACUAUUACCAGGCCUGGCCGUUCCUAACAUACCUAACCUCUAACCCCGACAAUUUUGCUGGUCUCGGACAAGAUGUGAUUCGUCAGCUCAUGAUUCAAUAUCCUGAGGACAGCAACGAAACGCCACUUCACACACUCUCUCGCGUCUCCGAGAAUGCGACUGUUGCUGAGAUCGUUGGCCGUUAUUGGGCGCACAUGGCUUACCUCGAUAUCGGCCACCCAUCCGCAAAGGAAGCCUUUCUCAGCCAGCAAGACUCUCUCAACUUUGACAACCUCGAAUCCCAAGGAAGUGGCUCUUACAAGGUCAAGGCUGACCGUCAGCCGCGCUACAUGGGGUCCAACAUUAUUCCCCUCACGGCAUCCGGGGAUGGAAAGGUGGAAGUCAAGGUUGAGUGUGACGCCACCUUUACUGGAACUCUGGCUAUCCACGAGACGUCCUCUGGAAAGGUCCGCUACGUUUCGCUUGUUGAUGGCGCGGCCUCGACGUCGGUUGCUUCGGGCGAAGAGGCUAGUCUCGUGGUCGCCAACACUCCCGCGGAACUCAUCAGCUACGAUGGAUUUAAACUUUCUGACGAAGUGCAGAAGGGGCUGGACUAUACCAUCACAGUCAUCGGUGCUACGGCCGGGGGAGCCUAG